Messenger RNA from Microplitis mediator, 1493 nucleotides. RefSeq names its product 6-phosphogluconolactonase (gene Pgls). The transcript is spliced from 4 exons. Bases 9 to 722 code for a protein of 237 amino acids. The record is from RefSeq and is a predicted model, not a curated record. Lineage: Eukaryota; Metazoa; Arthropoda; Insecta; Hymenoptera; Braconidae. Gene Ontology annotation, biological process: carbohydrate metabolic process; pentose-phosphate shunt. Gene Ontology annotation, molecular function: 6-phosphogluconolactonase activity.
AUUUAAUUAUGGAGAACGUAUUAAUUGAACCUGAUGUUGCCGGUGUCGUUAAAAAAUUGUCAAGUAUUAUUGAAAAGCAUGCUAAUGAUGCAAUAAAUACCGGCGAUGUCUUCAAAAUUGGCUUAUCAGGAGGAUCAUUAAUUAAAUUUUUAGCUGAAGGUUUGCCAGAAAUAACAACUGAUUGGUCUAAAUGGAGAUUCUUUUUUUGUGAUGAACGAAUUGUACCUUUUGAUAAUGAAGAAUCUACUUAUGGUCAAUAUAAAGCUAGUUUGAUUGAUAAAAUUCCAAUUACUGAAGACCAAUUUAUUACUAUUGAUACUGAACAUUCAGCUGUAGAAGCGGCAAAUGACUACAUCAUGAAGAUGUCCGUAUACUUUCCACCAGACAGUCUACCACGUUUCGAUUUGCUUCUGCUAGGAGUUGGACCCGAUGGGCAUACAUGCUCCCUAUUUCCUGGGCAUCGUUUGCUGGAAGAGACAAUUAGAUGGGUUUGUCCCAUAAACGAUUCUCCAAAACCACCACCUUCAAGAAUAACUCUCACGUUUCCGGUGAUUAAUAAUUCUAAGGCUUGUGUCUUUGCCGUUGCUGGAGCGAGUAAAGCUGAUAUAAUAAAGCGUGUACUGAAACUGAAAGAAAAUUUGCCUGCUGGUCGGGUGAAUCCAACUAAUGGCUCUCUAUACUGGAUCGUUGACCAAGAAGCUGCUAAAGGCCUGAACGAAUAGACUGGAAUGUUUUUAAUAUUUUUGUAUGCAUUAAUUAUUAAUUAAUAUUUAAAUAAUACUAAUUAUUGAUAACUGAUAAUAAUUAUUAAAUAAAAAUUAACAUUCCUAAAUAACAGUUUUAUGUUUCAAUUUAAUUUAUUUUUAACUUUAUUUUAUUUUUCACAAUAUUUUAAAUCCUGGGUUAUUUUUAAAUUCAAACAUCACACAGUUCAAUAAAUAAAUUAAAUUUUUAAAUGAAGAAAAAAAAAGCUUAUGUACACCAGCAUAAAUAAGAAACUAAAUAAACAUUUAAUUUAUUUAUUUUUUAAGCUAAUGCUUGACAGUCAUGAUUUUAAAUCAGUCCUGUUAAUUUAUAGGUAAAUAUGUUAUGCCAUAUAAAUAUUAUAUUUUUAAUAAUGUAUUUAGGACUCGAAAAGUUCAAUUAGUUUUAAUAAUUUUUAAGUAUAAUUAACUAUAGUUCAAUAGAAAAGCAGUCUGUAGCUAAUUAUUGUUUAUUAAUUUACUCAUUAGUCUGGCAAUCAACAAUCGUGUAAACUUUUGGAAUGAUAUUAAAUUCAAAUUUUUUUUUACCUGAUAAUAAAUAAUUGAAUUAUAUGAUGCAAGAAACAUUGUAAUAACAUUUUUAUCAUUUGCUAGUUUGCCCCCAGUCUAGAUUAAUUUGAACGACAGCCAAAAUUAAUCUGACAAUCAAACAUUCAUUUAUGUUUGAUCUCCGCCUUUUUUGUUAUUCUUUGCUUUUAAAAUAACAAUUUACAAUACCUCCUUACAAUC